Neoarius graeffei (lesser salmon catfish) is the source of this 6407-nucleotide messenger RNA. It is a transcript of the gene ticrr, whose product is annotated as TopBP1-interacting, checkpoint, and replication regulator. Lineage: Eukaryota; Metazoa; Chordata; Actinopteri; Siluriformes; Ariidae. The record is from RefSeq and is a predicted model, not a curated record. Gene Ontology annotation, molecular function: chromatin binding. Gene Ontology annotation, biological process: regulation of DNA-templated DNA replication initiation; DNA replication; mitotic DNA replication checkpoint signaling. Gene Ontology annotation, cellular component: nucleus. Bases 375 to 5852 code for a protein of 1825 amino acids. The transcript is spliced from 22 exons.
UCAACUUUGAAGCGCCAAGUCUUGAGACUGAAGGAAAAUGGCGAUUUGAGCUUUUAUAUAUGUUGUAAAUAGUGCUUUUAAUAUCACAUUUUAUUCAUACUCCGUGUAUUUCAGUUAGUGUGGAGGUGAAAAAGUAGGUCUCUUGACCGUCCGGGGUAAAUGUGCACUUUUACAGCAAGUCAGUUGUGUUUGAGUUGUAUUUAGCUCCUGUGCUAAGUCCACCAUAAGUUUCUUGCUAAUGAGGCCAGACAGGUAAACUAGAAUGUUUUUGAGAAAACCCAGUCUCCACUUCUGUAUGUGUUUUGUCGAGUCAGACUUUAGAUUGAACAAAUACUGACGUCAUUUAACAUGAUUAAUGCAUUUAUUAGCAGGGAAUGAUGGCCGCUCAUAAUGUUGUUUUUGCUGUCGAUGUGGACUGUCUGUCUGAAGAGCUCAACCUGCCAAGAGACUCAGAUCUGAGUUAUUUAAAGCGGUGGAUAUUAAAAAUCCUGCUUUCCUUAGGCAGUAAGUAUGGUUUCGAGAAUGUGCGGUGGGGUUACAAGUUUUUCCAUUCAAGGACUGUAAAAAGUGCAAGUCUUCUAACAAGAGGCACAGAUUUCAAAGAACUUGAGGAGAAAGCUUUCAGGGAUUUCGAAGGAGAAUUAAUCCAUAAAGUUGGUGUCAAUCAAAAAUCCUCUGAUGAGCAGAACAGACUGCGACCGAGCCCAGUGAUCUGUGUGCAGAACACACUAAAGGAGAUCCUUUUGGACUUCCAGUGGGACAGACCAGACAUAACUUCUCCCACGAAACUCUCACUGCGGCCCAGGAGGUCAACCAGGAAUGCAACAAAUAUUCCCUUGGCAGAUGAUGAUCUUUCAUUCCAAGGGAAAAAUGUUGUGUUUGUGGUCUCGGAGUGUCCAUAUUCCAGAAGAGAAAUGAUGGCGUUUUUGCAGCCGUGCAGCUGGGAUGUUGGAAAUCAUCAGGAUUUACCUGAGCUUAUCCUACCAAAAGGUCUAAUAGACAUGCUAGUUCAUCGGAAAGUUGUCCUGCACUGGGCUGAUUACAGUUCUUCUCAGGUUAAUAAUGACUCUGAUGACUAUACUGGCUUGAAAACCAUCAUGGAGGCACUGCAGCCGGUAGCUGGAAAAGUGAUUCCUGUGCUCACUCCUGCUAUGAAAGUGAAGCAUAAAUAUCCUAACCUGAGCGCCAGGGACAACAAGGGAGUACUUGCCUUUCCAACCGGCUCAAGUACAGGAUACAUUUUGUCCUCUGAAAAGCUCUAUAAGCGAGCCUUUCCAGCUCUCGCAGGAACGCUUUGCUGGGGUGCAGCAGAUGAGGACAAACAGACCUGCAAUGUUUCACUGGAGCCCGUGUCGUGUAGACAGAGGUGUCUGAGUGUUCCUGUAGAGGUGACUCUCAGAAGUGUGCUGCAUGGCCUGGACACCUGCUGUCUCAGUCAGUCAGCUUCAGAGUGUUGGGUCUUGUUUUGCCCUCCAAAAUCAGAAGAUGAUCAAGUUGCUUUUCAGACUCUCUUUAAGGAGCUUUUCAUUCUCGCUUCUGACAUGCUAGUAGAGGUCAGUGAAGGAGGUCAGGUUCAUUCUGCAGUACUGUCAGUAUUGUCCUCCAAUCUGGCUCUUCUGACAGUUCUCUACAGUGAGGCGGCUUUGAGUCCAUGCCUUGUUCCCUCAGAAACUGCAGACCUUCCUGAUCCCUCAGACCUGCCUGAUAUUGUCAGUAGUGUUCUCAAAGACAUCAUGAAGGAUGAAGAUAUCUCAGAACAACCGAGUCCACAUCAGAUUCCUGAGUGGGCAUCUCAAGAGCUUCAGCAGUGGACUAAUCGAACAGCAGACCUUGCAGAGGGUUGGUUUCUUCUAUCUGACCAAUCUGGGAUUAGUUGCCAUUUGAUGGAGUCAAUGAGGCUUCUUCAUGCUGCUCCAGAGGAGCAAGAACAAACAGAAGAUGACACGCAAGAGCUGACAAACAGCCUAGCAGAGCUCUAUCAAAAUAAUAAAGAUGGACCCAGCAGUGGCUUAAAAGGGAAAAAACGAGGUACUCAGCGUACGCCAGUUCGCCAGAAGAUGAAGACCAUGAGUCGCUCGUUGCAGAUGCUGAAUGUUGCUCGCUUUAAUGUAAAAGCACAAAAGAGUCAGACAGAAACAGAUUCUUCCAGCACUGCCAAAGGCACAGAGAAGCGAGGCAAGAGACGCUCCAGUGAAAGGAGCAGACCUGGUCCCAUGCAUUUUAAAAAUGAAGAGGAACUGCUUUCCCAUUUGAACCUGAGAUAUCAACAGGCUGUGGAGAAUAAGAGCGUCGCUCCCAUCACUCAAGUGCAGGAUCUGCUCUCAGUGGUGGAUACCUUCGUGAAAAGUAACGUCAAUACAGGGGCUUCAUUCUUAAAUAUAAUCAAGAAGACCCUCUUAAAAAGCACCCAGUCCAUUCGUCAGCUCUAUGGAAGUACUGCAGAUGCUGAGAGUAAAAUCCGAGAUUGUCAGCUCCAGGUAGUUCUCAGACUUGAGCUGUGUAAACCGAUGUCUUCAGAUGAUCAAGAUCACGUGGAGCAGAUGGUGGAGGAGGUGGCUGGAAUGCUGCGGGUGAUAUCUUUGACAAAAGAUCCUGUUUAUCUGUCAAAGUUCAUGCAGGAGGAAGUUUUGCCAUUGUACCUGACUGGCACACCUAAGGUCCUGGCAGAUGUCUACAACAGUCUUGGCACGCAGCUGCCUGAGCAGCUUGUUGCAGUCCUGCCUGCUGAUUUUUUUAGUGAUGACUCAAUGGCAAAGGAAAGCGUUUCUGUAAGUCCCUCACCAGUGCCAGGCUCACAGCGCCUGGUCUCCAGUGUUGGAGAUCGGCUUGAAGAGUUACGCAAUCGCUCUGCUAAAAAGAGAAGAACUAGCGUGCUUACACGUCAUAAGAGCAUGACAGAGGCCCCGCAGAACCUCCGGCAAAUAGAGAUGCCCAGGAAAUCCACAAGACAAGCAAAACCAAAGGAAUGUAUUCCUCCAGAAAAGCUUAAUGUAGGAGUCCAACCAACUCAAAAACAAACAGUUCAAGAAGUGACCAAGGUGAGGAGAAACCUCUUUAACCAGGAGACAAUGUCAUCCCCAAAGAAAGCAAAAAUGCCUCGGAGUCAGUCUGUAUCAGCAGUAGAUAUAAUGAAGAAAAAGAAGCGAUCACAGAUGAAAGAUGGACAAAACCCUUUACUAUCAAAAAAAGUAUCCGAGACCCCCCUGCAUAAACAAGUAUCAAAUCGUCUAUUAUAUAGACAAAGGAAAAGCAGGAAUUCUGGUGACUCUGAUCUGGUCAUUGUUGAGGAGUCUCCAGUUAAACCUGCUACGGAUUUAAGGAGGAGUCCUAGAAUAAAAAAACUAGCAGAGAGAUAUUCCAGUGUCUUCUAUUCAAGCUCACAACCACGCUCUCGAAAUUUGAGUAGAGCCUUGUCCUCUUCACAGCUUCCAGUCUUGGAAAGUAAAGGUGGUAUUAAUAUUAAGGAUGUUAAGUCACCACUGAGACUUCUUUUUGGUGCUGCUGAGUCCCCCGCUCGCCCUUCCACAUCCAGAUCAAUCAUUAGAGAUGCUGAAGUUGAUCGGCUUGGGUCUCCAGAUUCUGUCUUUGAGAAUUGCAAUAAAACUCCAAAAAGAUCUCCAUACAAACAGCUUGGUUCUGUAGCUGAGAGCAGAACUCCCAGGACACCCUGUUCUUCCUACAAAGCUCAAAGUUGUUUCUUCCCUAAGAGCCCAGGCUGUGCUGUUGGAGAGAAUGGUAUGGUCCUCCGAGGAAGUCCAUUUAGAUCUCCUACUUUAAAAGGUUUAGUUGUGGAAACACCAAAGACAAGCCCACUGAAGGGCAUUCUUAAAACCCCUGUGAAAAGCUGUAUGGAAUGUGGGUCCCCUUCUGGCCCCUUUGUUAAGAGUCCUAGCAUCAAAACCCCAAGGAAAAGUGUGACUUGGUCUCCGCCUCCAAGGAAAGGGUUGCCAGAACAACAAUUUAAAGUCCCAGAUUCUCCAGUUUCCUCUGUGAGAUGUUCCCCAAGAUUGAUCACACCAAGCAAACUUUGCAGAGAUCUGGGUGAUAUUUCCAAAACUCCCGAGAAAUCAAAUCCACAAAAAAGCAAGGUAUCCCCUAAAAUAACACAAAGAGUACCUGAAAUUGCUAGGAAUGUUGGCAUUGAAGAACCCCAGCUGAGACAGAGGUCAGAGAAAAUUAGAAGAACAUUAAGUUUGUCAGAGAAAAGUGAUGUGCAAAGUCCAGAUAUUCUUUCCUAUGAUCAUCAAUCACCAAAAACACCUAGUAAAAGCCCUGGACCAACACAUCCAAUGUGUACUCGUUCUGGAAGGACACCUCUUAAACGUUCCUCUACUCUGCCCCUAACUGAUGGGUCUUCCUCCAGACAAGAUAACUCUUCACUUCAUAAAGGGAGAUCACCAGAGCCAACAAUCGGAUCAUCAUCUGGCAGUCAUACACCUGCUAGCACAAAUCACCCAAUGACUUUGACAAAUGAGGCAGAGCAUAAUCAGGCCCUACAUCGUGAGACUUGGACAACAAAAUAUAUUGAUGGACAGAAUGAAAGCAUUCCGAUGAUAGAGGAGGCAUCAUCCUCAGAUACCCAACAAUUUGACUUCUCACAAUUCAGUGCUACUUCUACAGAAGAGAGCAUUGAUAUUGCAGAAGCCUCUGUAGUGAAGACAAAAUUAACUGGUGGUAUUAAGAUGAACAUUUCCUUCUCACGGAAGUCAUCUAAGGUCUCGGAGGUUUCUGAAUUCUCAGGCACACCAACAUUUCCUGCCAAAAGUACACAAGGGUGUAGUAGAUACGGCUUCCGUCAGACUCCAGAUCGGCAGCAAAGAAUGGCAGCAGCACGGCUCGGUUAUUCUCCUGGGCUUCAAGUGUUCUCCAGUCCACGAGCCUCAGGAACACCUGUGCAUAAAAAGAAGCAGCCUGUUGAACCCAACCCUCUUACUUAUCAAGUAGAAUUGGAAAUGCAGGCAUCAGGUUUACCGAAGCUUAAGAUCAAACGUACUGACUCUUUCAAUUCAGGUGAAACAUCUGAUUAUGCAGCCAAAGGGCAGGUUUUGCUUAUAAAUAACAAGCCAUCUAGAGUUGAUAGCCCACUUACACAUUGUUCCAAACAUCGAGAACCUAGUUGUAUAUCUCCGUCUCUUUGCACACCUGGAAAAGGAGGCGUCCAGAAAUAUAUAUGCCAGUCAAUCACUCCUACAAGGCUGCUGACUAAUAGCCCUUCUCCUCUGGGUUCUGGGGAACACAUGGCUUGGACCCCAUCUCCUCAGAGCCGAGGAAGGUCAACCCCAGAGAACUUCAGGACUUGGCCUCGCAAGAAAAAGGCAAGGACAGGUUUGUUGGGGACCAAGGAGAUCAAGGAAGGGGCAGAGAUUUUGGAAGACCCAGAGCUUGAUGGUGUGUUCAGACUACCAGGGACAGAAGAGCCUAAGGAGUUAAGGGAUGCUUCUGCUUUUAACUACACAUUAGGAAUUCCAUCCAAGCUCUGCUCUUCAGAGGAGAUGGACUGGGCAGAAUCUGUGGUGCCUAACUGUGACAAAAGAGACAGUGUGAAAUGUGAAGAGUUGUCAUGGAUAAGUGGGAACGGAUCACUUGGCUCAGUGGUCACCCCUCCACACGCCAAAGUGAAGAAACCAGUUUCUGCGAGCGGAAUCCUCGCUCUCACUCAGUCACCCCUUUUAUACAAAGGGAAAAAGGCCUCUGUUACCAAGGAAACUAUGCAAUCUGGCGAAUCAAGUGGAAACCUGGAGCAGUACAGUAGUCAGGGCAUGCACACGUUUAACAUCUCACCUCUUAGCCAACCCCGGAGACGCCAGGCUUGUGGUAGGACGUAUAGCCGGAAGAGACUGCUGGACCAAUAAGGUUUUGAUUAACCUUAUCACCUUGUGAUGUCGCUGUAUAUUAUUUGUUUUUCUGUUUCAUUGUAUUAAUUGCUUUUUAUUCUUUAUGUGGACUGUAGUAUUUUAUGCACUAUUGUAUAUAUUUUUAAUUAUGUGAAAAAUCUCAAAAUGGUCAGAUAUUUCAUAUCUCUUCAGUUUGUGUGAGGUCCAAUUUUAAAUUUUCUUGAAUUAGUAGAUUGUACAUUUUUCUGCAAUUGAAUUCUCUUCUCCUGCUUCCCUUGUUGAUGAUGAAUUUCUUAAUUGCAUCUUCUAUGUAACGGAGCACAGAUCUUCUGGUGAUAACUUUUAAACUGUAUAAUAUUAAUGACUGGUAAAUGCUGACAAAGAAUGUGCCAUGUUUACUUUCAUUUCUUGUGUCAUGUCAGUGGUGCUAUUUUUAUACUGUACACAAAAGAAAAGUGUUAUUUCUAUUGCUCAUUUUGUCAUCUCUGGCUAAGUAGAAAAAAUAACUGCAAAAAUGUUGAACCAUCACUUUCGGGUACUUGGUAUUCAUUAUUCUAUCAUAAACAGUGAAAU